Molecule: messenger RNA, 602 nt
Organism: Macadamia integrifolia
Lineage: Eukaryota; Viridiplantae; Streptophyta; Magnoliopsida; Proteales; Proteaceae
Product: TPD1 protein homolog 1-like
Exons: 4
Coding region: 75-602 (175 amino acids)
Biological process (GO): cell fate determination
Source: RefSeq, a predicted model, not a curated record
UUCACACCACAGCCAAGACCCCUGAAGCUCCAAGGUCGAAGAAGCUAAGGAAUCAACUUAUUCUGUGAUCCAAGAUGACAUCUCGAUCUCUGAUUUUCGGAUUUCUUCUCGCCACCUUCUUCCUCGCUGGGCUUUCUCACUCUGAGGCAAUUGAGGGAGACUCCAUUAAAGCUUCCAUGAUAUCCCAGGAAAUUAGCACAACCAGCCUUGGCAAUCGUAAACUGCUAACUACCACACCCUCACUCUCACCAGAACAAGGUGUGGAAGAAGUUGUUGCAGAAGAAGGAGGGGAAAAGGUGAAGUGUUCGAGGGAAGACAUAGAUAUAUAUGAAGGGCAAACGGAUCCUCUACCGAACGGAAUCCCAACCUACUCAGUGAACAUAGUGAACGUCUGCAGCACAGGUUGCUCCAUCUCCAACAUUCACCUCAGCUGUGGAUGGUUCAGCUCUGCUCGUCUUAUCAACCCCAAGGUAUUCCGCCGCCUCUCUCACGACGACUGCCUCGUCAACAAUGGCGGACCCUUGGCUCACGGUCAAAGCAUCUCCUUCGUCUAUGCCAAUACCUUCCGUUACCCUCUUACCGUCUCUUCCCUCACCUGUUGA